AUGGAGAGCAAACUGCGUGUGUGGGAGUCUCUGCGGAAUGAUGCCCGUCAGGCGGACAGUGUCAUUGAGCGGCAACUCAACGUGCUGGAGGGCAUCUCUCGCCUUGGUGGGAACUCUGGCGUCUACGAGUCCAGGGCGACUGCUGAUGGGGCCGCGUCAUCGGUGGCGAGGAUAGAGGUGGCGCAGCGGGAGUUUGACCGGAAGCGCAGUGACGUUGAAAUGGCGCUGCAACAGUUCGAAUCGCUCUUAGAGACAAUGGCGGAAACGGCUCGUGCGCUGCCACCCGAGUCCACCGCGCACAGUCACACCGAACGGUUUUUGCAGCUUGCGGCGGAGAAGCGGCGGGCCGUUACGCGUCUUACUGCUGAUUUUAAACGCCGCCGUGAGUGGGCAGAGUUGUUGCCAAGUGUCACGCAUGAUCUGGAGGCCCACAGGGAGGGGGAAGGGGUGCGUUUCCUCAUGGAAGAGCAGGACUCCCUGCGCCACACCCAGCGACGUUUGAACAAUAUUCUGAGUCAGGCGGAGUCUUCACGGGAUCAGUUGCGUGGGCAGCGGGAUGCGUUUGCCCGCAUGGAGGAUCGGCUCGUCCAGAUUGCCUUGCGAGUCCCUGUACUCAAAAGGGUGCUUGGCCGCAUUUCCAGUAAGCGGCGCAGGGAUGCCCUUGUUUUGGGCGUAGUGAUUGGCAUAUGUAUGCUGCUGAUGAUACUCUUCUGGUAG
Trypanosoma cruzi is the source of this 717-nucleotide messenger RNA. Its product is annotated as Golgi SNARE protein-like, putative. Gene Ontology annotation, biological process: endoplasmic reticulum to Golgi vesicle-mediated transport; vesicle fusion. The record is from RefSeq and is a predicted model, not a curated record. The transcript has a single exon. Gene Ontology annotation, molecular function: SNAP receptor activity. Bases 1 to 717 code for a protein of 238 amino acids. NCBI's taxonomy places the organism in Eukaryota, Euglenozoa, Kinetoplastea, Trypanosomatida, Trypanosomatidae. Gene Ontology annotation, cellular component: cis-Golgi network; Golgi medial cisterna; Golgi membrane.